AUGGGCGGCCCGGUUGCUUCUCAUGUCGCUGGCACAACCGUGCCAGACUUCAAGAACAUCGCGAACAAUACCCAUGGACACUGGUGGCUGGAUCCAUGCUUGAGAAUGAAUGUAUUUCAUUGCCUCGGUCUAUGCAUUGACUUUGUUUUUCAAUGGAUUCUACUCAAUGGUAUCCAAAGCAUCAAUCAAUGGCAAGACUAUUUUCAUACCCCUUCGGCCCACACCCUUGGCUUGAUGGCUUCGGCUGGAUUUCUCCCGGGCGUCGCUGCUGGGUUCGCCGCAGAUCGAUUCGGCCAGUACUUCGGUCGUCGACCGACAGUCUGGCUAGGUUCUCUCAUCUCUAGUACCGCCUCAUUCUGCGGCGGCCGUGCCUUUAUGGGAUUCGGGGUGAAUUUUGCUCUGGUUGCCGCUCCUCCGAUGCUUCAAGAAAUUGCACAUCCUCGGAUCCGGUCCCAGCUUGGUGGCUUCUACACCUGCAUCUACUACAUUGCCGCCAUUGCCGUUGGGCCUGCGCUCACCAUUCUGAUGACGCUGACAGCUCCGGAAUCUCCGCGGGAGGCUCUUCGCGAAGAGGACGAGAAUGCCCAAACCAAGUACACCGAUUACCUGAGAGGCUCCGGAAAUCGGCAUCGACUCCCAAUCAUUCUAGUUGUCUCUGUUGGCACCAAUUGGGUCGGCAAUGGAAUCAUCUCCUACUAUCUCAGUCCGACCCUCCAGACGCUGGGCAUCACGGACUCUAGAUCUCAGCUGGAGAUCAUUAUCGGUAUGAAUGUGUGGAAUUUUUUUGUCUCAACAAUCGCCGCUGUAUAUGUGGACCAUAUCGGCCGACGUCCUCUGUGGCUGGUGUCCACAGCUGGCAUGCUCGCCAAUCUAAUCACCGUCAUGGGUCUUUCUGCUUCAUAUUCGAAAUCCCACGCCAGUGGAGUCGGUAUUGCCGUCAUCCCCUUUCUAUUUCUCUUCUAUGGCGCCUAUGAUCUGGCUUGGACGCAAUUGGCAUCUUCUUAUCUAAUCGAAAUUCUGCCUUUCUCGAUUCACACCAAGGGCCAGGCCAAUUUCGUCUGCUUUCAAACCUUAGUAGUUGCUGGCAACACCUGGGUGAACCCCAUUGCACUUGCGGCAACAGCGUGGUUUUCGAUACUUUACUCUGUCUACAUAGGCAUCACGGCGGCGCUCUGCGUCAUUAUCUGGUUCAAAUUCCCGGAGACCAAGAACUUGACGAUCAAGGAGAUCGCAAUUCGCUUCGAUGGCGAUAGGGCGAAGGGUAUUCUUGAGGCUUCUCGUGGAGAUGGUGGAGUCCCUGAACCUUUCGAAGCUGCCUCGGCCACUAUCACUGGUGAAAAGGCCGUUGCCGGUGAUCCAACAGAACACGUGGAGUUCCCUGGCCAGUGA
Messenger RNA from Cladophialophora immunda, 1389 nucleotides. RefSeq lists its product as uncharacterized. The coding region runs from base 1 to 1389 and encodes 462 amino acids. The record is from RefSeq and is a predicted model, not a curated record. Gene Ontology annotation, molecular function: carbohydrate:proton symporter activity. The transcript has 10 exons. Gene Ontology annotation, cellular component: membrane. NCBI's taxonomy places the organism in Eukaryota, Fungi, Ascomycota, Eurotiomycetes, Chaetothyriales, Herpotrichiellaceae. Gene Ontology annotation, biological process: transmembrane transport; carbohydrate transport.